UGAUGGUAAAAUAUAUCAUUUGUUUUUGCAAGUUUGUCAGUGAAAGAAACCAGAUAGAACAUUCCUGUAAGCCCCUUCCCACACAAUAUACCACAGCAGCAGUCAUGAAGGUUGCAUCUUUCAACAUCCAGAAAUUUGGGAAGCGUAAGCUAUCAAACCCAAACACCCUUGAUACCCUUGUGAAGAUUGUGUCUCGCUAUGACAUCAUAGUGAUUCUGGAGGUGGUGGACAAGAGAGGCACUUCAGUGAAAAAGUUCCUGGAGGAAUUAAAUAAGGCUAAUAAAAAGCAACACUACACUCUGCAAAUCAGCUCUCGUCUGGGAAGAGACAGAUACAAGGAGCAGUUUAUGUUUCUGUACAGGGAUGAUUUGGUGGACUUGGUUGACACCUGGCAAUAUGAGGACAACCAGGCUGGAGAUGUGGACGCCUUCGCCAGGGAGCCUUAUAUUCUCCGCUUCGAAUGUCUCCACUCUGUGCUUGAGGACUUGGUACUGAUCCCAGUGCACACCAAGCCUGAGGAUUCAGUGAAAGAGCUGGAUGAGCUUUAUGAUGUCUUCCUGGAAGUGACAAAGAAAUGGAAGACUGAUAAUGUCAUGAUCCUAGGUGACUUCAAUGCAGACGGUUCCUACCUUUCUAAAAAGGGCAUGAAAGCCAUCCGUAUCCGCAGUGACAAAAAUUUCCACUGGCUGAUUAAAGAUGACGUGGAUACCACAGCAAACACAGGCAACAAUAACACUUAUGACAGGAUUGUGAUCUAUGGGGAUGACAUGCUUGACGCCAUCGUGCCAAACUCUGCCAAACCAUUCAACUUCCAGAUUGCAUACGGGCUUUCUGAAGAAGAUGCCCUGAAGGUGAGCGACCAUUACCCUGUGGAGGUAGAGCUGAAAAGAAAAACACCAACAGAACAGACUGGUGGAGGAAUCAAGAAGUCUGGAAAGAAGUGAUUAUACAUUAGGAAGACCAUGUACUCAUUUGUUGUUAAAUCGCAGCCCCCUGUCAAAUCCAACCCCUGCUAACCCCCCCCCCCUUUAUUUUUUUCAUUUGGGUCCAUUGUAGAAAGCGGAAAAACAUGUAAUGACCUUUUUGAAUAAUUUCCAAUGUGUUCUUGUCAAGAAAGUUCUGAAAUAAACUAUUGUAACUACUGCAGUACUUUCACUCAAUCUAUAUUGAGAUUCUGUCAAACACAUCAGUAUUAGCUACACUAGACAUGCAUACAGUACUAAUAUGACUAGUAUUGUGGUAAGUUCAAUGUAACUUUUCCCAAGCUUGAUCAUCUAUCUUCAGCACCAGUUUCUCUAAAUUCAGCUUCUCUGGUUGGAUAAAGGCUUCCUCUCAAGCUCCAUCACCUCCUUCACUCCCUCUGUCCAUGUACAGGGUUCUAUUUCCCAGUCCGCAAACCUGAAAAUGAGUGAAUCUUAUCUACAAUUUUUUUUUUGGUGCAUUUUUCUGCAGUUUUUUUGUGUGUGUGGAGUGAUAUUUGUAAAGAUGUUGCUGUUUUGUUCUGUGUUUAAUACCCUGUUUUGACAAUUUUCUUUAAGAGGAAAGUUUGGGAGAUUCAGAAUAAAGAUCAAUGAUGCUGCUUA
Messenger RNA from Salmo salar (Atlantic salmon), 1583 nucleotides. Its product is annotated as deoxyribonuclease gamma. Gene Ontology annotation, molecular function: DNA binding; deoxyribonuclease I activity. Lineage: Eukaryota; Metazoa; Chordata; Actinopteri; Salmoniformes; Salmonidae. The record is from RefSeq and is a predicted model, not a curated record. Gene Ontology annotation, cellular component: nucleus. Gene Ontology annotation, biological process: DNA catabolic process.